AUGGCCUCAACUCAAUCCAGCAACUCUCCCUCUCCAAACAACCCCCCCAUAGUCAUAGUAGUUUUAUUCAUCUUCUCCGGGGGACUUGUCUUGCUUUCUUUGCUGACUUUUGUUCUAUUCUGCUUCUUUCAGAAGAGGAAGGAGAAGAAGACACAAGAAACCGAUAUCAUCCAUAUCGAUGAGCAUAAAAAGGGCAAGGAAACCAUUGUGCCUGGUCCUUUUGGACAACAGGCAGUAGUUAUAACAGUUGAAGAUGAUGUGCAUGUAGAUGAAACAAAGAAAACUGAUAAACUUGGUAGUGGUUUACAUGCCAAAUCAUCCUCAGCUGAAGCAAAUCAUCACAAUUCUAGUAGCCAAGAGGCAGGAGCUUCUCCUGGUCAUCACCAGCUUGAGAACAAGUCAUAA
Messenger RNA from Cicer arietinum (chickpea), 405 nucleotides. NCBI's taxonomy places the organism in Eukaryota, Viridiplantae, Streptophyta, Magnoliopsida, Fabales, Fabaceae. The record is from RefSeq and is a predicted model, not a curated record.